Messenger RNA from Protobothrops mucrosquamatus (brown spotted pit viper), 2706 nucleotides. RefSeq names its product discs large MAGUK scaffold protein 3 (gene DLG3). Gene Ontology annotation, cellular component: neuromuscular junction; postsynaptic density membrane; neuron projection. The coding region runs from base 1 to 2571 and encodes 856 amino acids. The record is from RefSeq and is a predicted model, not a curated record. The transcript is spliced from 21 exons. Gene Ontology annotation, biological process: chemical synaptic transmission. Gene Ontology annotation, molecular function: kinase binding. Lineage: Eukaryota; Metazoa; Chordata; Lepidosauria; Squamata; Viperidae.
AUGCACAAGCACCACCACUGCUGCCGCUGCCCGGAGUGCUACGAGGUGACGCGCAUGGCGGCCCUGCGGCGCAUGGAGCCCCCCAGCUACGGCGAGUGGCAGCAGCACGAGCAGUUCGGCGGCGGCGGCGGCGGCGGGGGCGGCUACGGGGGCUACGGCUCGCAGACGCUGCCCUCGCAGCCCGGGGGCGCCACCCCCACGGCCCGGGCCAAGGGCAAGCUGGUCCCCACGGCCCGCGACAGCGCCCCCCCCGCGCCGCCCAAGCAGGGUCCGGCCAAGGGGGGCGGCGGAGGCGGGGCGGGCACCCCCAAGAUCAACGGCAGCAGCCCUGCCUGGUGGCCCGAGUGCACCUGCUCGAACCGCGACUGGUAUGAACAGGCCAGCCCUUCACCCAUUAUUGUGAACACCGACACUCUGGAGCCCGGCCUCUCCGUGAAUGGCAGCGACGGAAUGUUCAAGUACGAGGAGAUUGUCCUGGAGCGGGGAAACUCUGGCCUCGGCUUCAGCAUUGCUGGUGGCACCGAUAACCCCCAUAUCCCCGAUGACCCUGGCAUUUUCAUCACCAAGAUCAUCCCGGGUGGAGCGGCUGCCAUGGACGGCCGCCUGGGGGUCAACGACUGCGUGCUGAGGGUCAAUGAAGUGGACGUCUCAGAGGUGGUACACAGCAAGGCCGUGGAGGCGCUGAAGGAGGCAGGGCCGGUGGUGAGGCUGCUGGUCAGGCGAAGGCAGCCCCCGCCAGAGACCAUCAUGGAGGUCAACCUGAUGAAAGGGCCCAAAGGGCUGGGCUUCAGCAUCGCGGGGGGCAUCGGGAACCAGCACAUCCCGGGCGACAACAGCAUUUACAUCACCAAGAUCAUCGAAGGGGGCGCAGCCCAGAAAGACGGGCGGCUGCAGAUCGGGGACCGGCUGCUCGCAGUGAACAACACCAACCUACAAGAGGUGCGGCAUGAAGAAGCAGUGGCUGCUCUCAAGAACACCUCCGAUAUGGUGUACCUGAAGGUGGCCAAGCCAGGCAGCUCCCACAUCAACGACCUGUAUGCGCCCCCGGACUACGCCAGCACUUUUUCUGCCUUGGCCGACAACCACAUAAGCCAUAAUCCUGGCCUAGGCUACCUUGGAGGCAUGGAGAGCAAGCCUGCUUACCCUGCUCCCCCCCAGGUCACGCCUGCCCGCUACUCACCUGUGCCCCGCCACCUGAUUGGAGAGGAGGACUUCACCAGGGAGCCCCGAAAGAUCUCCCUGCACAAGGGCUCCAGCGGCCUGGGCUUCAACAUUGUGGGAGGCGAGGAUGGGGAGGGCAUCUUCGUCUCCUUCAUCCUGGCCGGGGGGCCAGCAGACCUGAGCGGGGAGCUGCGGCGUGGCGAUCGGAUCCUGUCGGUGAACGGCGUCAACCUCCGGAAUGCGACGCAUGAACAAGCGGCAGCGGCCCUGAAGAGGGCCGGACAGACCGUCACCAUCGUGGCCCAGUACAGGCCUGAAGAGUACAGCCGCUUUGAGUCCAAGAUCCAUGACCUCCGAGAGCAGAUGAUGAACAGCAGCAUGAGUUCAGGGUCUGGUUCACUUCGGACAAGUGAGAAGCGGUCCCUCUAUGUCCGGGCCCUCUUUGACUAUGACCGAACUCGGGACAGCUGCUUGCCCAGCCAGGGACUCAGUUUUUCUUAUGGGGACAUUUUGCACGUCAUCAAUGCCUCGGAUGACGAGUGGUGGCAGGCGAGGCUUGUGACCCCUCACGGCGAGAGCGAGCAGAUCGGAGUCAUUCCCAGCAAGAAGAGAGUGGAAAAAAAGGAACGGGCGCGCUUGAAAACGGUGAAGUUCCAUGCUCGGACAGGGAUGAUAGAAUCCAACCGGGACUUCCCAGGGUUAAGUGACGAUUAUUAUGGCGCAAAGAACCUGAAGGGUGUGACAUCAAACACCAGUGACAGCGAGAGCAGUUCCAAAGGACAAGAGGACACAAUUCUGUCAUACGAACCUGUGACAAGGCAAGAAAUUCACUACGCCAGGCCAGUGAUUGUUUUGGGGCCCAUGAAAGACAGAGUCAACGAUGACCUCAUCUCAGAAUUUCCACACAAGUUUGGAUCCUGUGUGCCUCACACUACCAGGCCACGGCGUGAAAAUGAAGUUGACGGACAAGAUUACCACUUUGUGGCAUCACGGGAGCAGAUGGAGAAGGACAUUCAAGACAGCAAAUUUAUUGAAGCUGGGCAGUUCAACGACAAUCUCUAUGGAACCAGUGUCCAGUCUGUGCGGGCGGUGGCUGAGCGGGGGAAGCAUUGUAUCCUCGAUGUGUCGGGCAACGCGAUCAAAAGAUUGCAGCAAGCACAACUCUACCCAGUUGCGAUUUUCAUCAAGCCCAAAUCCAUCGAAGCGCUCAUGGAGAUGAACCGGAGGCAAACGUACGAGCAGGCCAACAAGGUCUUUGACAAAGCCAUGAAGCUGGAGCAGGAGUUUGGAGAGUACUUUACAGCCAUUGUACAAGGAGACUCCCUGGAAGAGAUUUACAGUAAAAUCAAACAGAUAAUAGAGGACCAAUCUGGGCAUUAUAUCUGGAUCCCAUCCUCUGAGAAACUGUGAUGUCCCCCGCCCUCCAAUCAACCUAUUAGAAGAUCCGCGACCCUUUCCCCGCCCUCUGCCCCAGAGGGGGAGCGAGAAGACCACCCCGUCCCUUUUCUAGAUGGUUGACAAUUGCGUUUUCUAGUCCUGUUUUUC